UACAAUGAUCCAAAUAGAGUUACCUGGCCCAUAUGGGAACAUCUCUUCCUACAACUACUACUGCUAAUAUUGUCAAAGGACAUAGCGUUGUGAUCACUCAUCAAAAGUUUGAUUCUGUUGGCAGUUUCCUGGUAUGGAACUAGAGUCAGUUAAUGACAGAAAAGCUGAAGUUCAAGCGUUUGAUGAUUCAAAAACGGGUGUAAAAGGUGUCUUAGAUUCUGGGGUGACAAAGAUUCCACCUAUGUUCCAUGUAAAAUCAGACCCCACUCCAACCUCACCAGCUGACACCAACUUCAGCACAUCCCAAUUCCCAAUCAUUGAUCUUGUGGACAUAAGCAAGAACACAACUCAGCGUGUUGAAGUAGUUGGCCAGAUCAGGAGUGCAUCUCAGAAGUGGGGUUUUUUCCAAGUGAUCAAUCAUGGCAUUCCUGUUGAGGUUUUGGAUGAGAUGAUCAGUGGAAUCCGCAGGUUUCAUGAGCAAGAUGCUGAGGCAAGGAAACCCUUUUACUCCAGAGAUAGCACUAAGAAAGUCAGGUACUUUUCUAAUGGGAAACUCUUCAGAGAGAUGGCUGGUACUUGGAGGGACACACUUGCUUUUUCUGUGAAUCCCGAUCCUCCAAACCCACAAGAUAUGCCAGCAGUUUGUAGAGAUAUUGUGGCUGAAUAUGCAAAACAAGUAAAAGCAUUGGGUAUCACAAUCUUUGAGCUACUGUCAGAGGCUCUUGGACUUAAUCCUUCUUACCUUAAAGAAAUGGACUGCGCUGAAGCACUUCAUGUUAUGGGUCAAUACUAUCCACAAUGCCCUGAACCUGAAUUAACUCUGGGUAUUUCAAAGCACACUGAUUGUACCUUCAUAACAAUACUUUUGCAAGAUCAGAUAGGUGGUCUUCAAAUUCUUCAUGAUAAUCAUUGGGUUAAUGUUCCUCCGGUGCAAGGAGCUCUAGUUGUAAACAUCGGAGAUAUUCUACAGCUUAUGACAAAUGACAAGUUCACCAGUGUUUAUCACCGGGUCUCGUUGAGGAAUAUAGGCCCUAGAAUUUCUGUAGUAACCUUCUUCUUGAAUUUUACCAUGUCCGAAUGCACAUCAAAGAAUUAUGGUCCAAUAAAGGAGUUGUUAUCAGAAGAAAAUCCUCCAGUCUACAGGGACAACAUUACUAUGAAAGAAAUCUUGACACAUUAUUAUGCAAAAGGUCUUGAUGGGAACUCUUACUUGCUGUCUCUAAGGUUGUGAAGCAAUCAUAAAAGGUAUUAGAUUGGUGCUUUCUUUAUUCUCAUGGAGUUGGUUUUAGUCUCAUCAAUGUAUCAUAGUUAACCGGUGGCCAGUGCCUUCAUCUGUGAUUUUCAAUGUCUAGAGAAAUUUAAAUAAACAGUACAAGUUGUAGAGGCAAAAUGUUUAGACAUAUUUAGUUCAUUUUACUAUGGAAGAGAAUAACUUGUUUUCUGUAUUAUGACAAUAGCUUGAUACUUAGGUUCUAGUGGUUGUCGAUAUAUUCUUGUAUCAACAUUCACCAAUGAAUCUUCAUUCGUCACUGUUUCUUUUUUGA
Cajanus cajan (pigeon pea) is the source of this 1544-nucleotide messenger RNA. RefSeq names its product 1-aminocyclopropane-1-carboxylate oxidase homolog 1. Lineage: Eukaryota; Viridiplantae; Streptophyta; Magnoliopsida; Fabales; Fabaceae. The record is from RefSeq and is a predicted model, not a curated record.